Molecule: messenger RNA, 216 nt
Organism: Penicillium psychrosexuale
Lineage: Eukaryota; Fungi; Ascomycota; Eurotiomycetes; Eurotiales; Aspergillaceae
Exons: 1
Coding region: 1-216 (71 amino acids)
Source: RefSeq, a predicted model, not a curated record
AUGUUGGGGGAGUGCUGUGUCCGAGUUGCACAGGUUGAUUUCGUGAACGGAGGAACGAGGGCGAUGGAAGAGGUCAGACAGGACUGGCGAGCAGUAGGAGUGCCUUCUUUGCGGGGAUGGGAUGAGGCGCGUGUCAACGAAGAUGCUGAAUCCGGAUAUUCGAUGACCGGUCUAUUGGAAAUGGAAUGCGCUAGGUUUGCACGAUCGAAGCUGUGA